Thlaspi arvense is the source of this 678-nucleotide messenger RNA. Lineage: Eukaryota; Viridiplantae; Streptophyta; Magnoliopsida; Brassicales; Brassicaceae. The record is from the annotation of a GenBank genome assembly.
AUGGCCCAUGGAUCUGGAUGUUCUCAGUCAUUUUCAUUUUCCUCAAUGCAUACGUUGCUAUUGAUAAUUGGGACAAAUCUCCAAAGUAUCAUAACGAGGAUGUGCUUAGAUACCCAUAACAAAUCUCAUGUUGUUAGAGGAACUUUGCUCAUUAGGCCAAGCGAUCACUUCUUCUGGUUUGGGAAACCUGAGGUGCUUCUACAUCUUAUGCACUUUAUCUUGUUUCAGAACUCGUUUCAAUUGGCAUUCUUCACAUGGACUUGGGACUUGCUUCCACCGCGAAACAGAGGACAUUGUGAUAAAGCUUGUAAUGGGAUUGUUGGUUCACAUCCUCUGCGGCUAUGUAACGCUCCCUCUCUAUGCCCUGGUCACUCAGGAGUGGCCGAAGGCCUCAAAAGAUGGCGAGCCAAGGCAAGGAAGAAUUUAGCCCUGAGGAGCAACUACGAGCCAGGCCUCUCAUUGGAUGCUUCUGUUACUUCACUUGACACUUCACCAUCCUUCAACAACGUCGAAGCCUCUUUCUCGGUAGAGCUUGACAGGUCCAUUGAUGGUGUCUUGGUUGCAGCUCAGGUAGAGGAUGAAGACAGUUUUGCAGGACAAAGAACAGAACAAAAGUCGGGGUCUUUUGACUUUAGCGGAACACCAGAUUUUUUUACUCUGUUCAUGGGUUACUUUUAG